AUGGUUGCCGAUACUGCCUACUAUGAUGCCCUAGGUGUGCCACCUACGGCCACCGAGCUGGAAAUUAAGAAGGCCUACCGGAAACUUGCUAUUGUCACUCACCCAGAUAAGAACCCGGGAGAUGAAACCGCACACGAACGCUUCCAGGCGAUCGGUGAGGCGUACCAAGUCCUGAGCAAUGAAGAUCUCCGAAAGCGAUAUGAUAAAUUUGGCAAGGAGGAGUCGGUGCCUGGUGGUGGCUUCGAGGACCCGUCCGAAUUUUUCAGCAUGAUCUUCGGUGGUGAGGCAUUUGUUGAUCUUAUCGGCGAGAUUUCCCUCAUGAAGGACCUCACCGCAACUAUGGACAUCACGAUGCAGGAAAUGGAGGAGGAAGAGCUGGCCCAGUCCGCGGAAGAGAAGCUGAACAUCCACGACGAGGAGGGGCCGCACCUGCAGCUGCAGCUGCAGCUGCCGGCCCAUCCGAGAAGCCAACCACCGACCAGAGCUCUGGCACCAGCACCCCCCCGGCGCAACUUCGGCCAACAGGCCCUCAUGGACAAAUCCGAAGAAGAAGCUCGCAUGGAGGCAGCCGGUCUGUCCCAGGAGGAGAAGGAGCUGCGCAAAAAGGAGAAGAAGAAGGGUCUGUCCAAGGAGCAGCAAGAACGCCUUACUGCCUUUGAGGAUGAGCGCAGAAAGGCUCGAGAGGAUCGUGUCAACACACUAGCGAAUAAGCUGAUUGAUCGUUUGAGCGUUUGGACUGAGACGGACAAGGGCAAGGAUGUGUCCCAUGCUUUCGAGGAGAAGAUCCGACUCGAGGUCGAGAACUUGAAGAUGGAAUCUUUCGGCCUGGAAAUUCUCCACGCUGUCGGCCAAACCUAUGUUCAGAAGGGUACUUCCUUCCUCAAGUCACAGAAGUUCCUGGGUAUCUCUGGCUUCUUCUCCCGGUUGAAGGACAAGGGCACCCUCGCGAAGGAGACCUGGACCACCAUCUCCACAGCCAUCGAUGCACAGAUGACUAUGGAGGAGAUGGCCAAGAUGGAGGAACGCGGCGGUGAAGAUUGGACUGACGAGAAGAAGGCCGAAUACGAGAAGAAAGUUACUGGCAAGAUCCUCGCUGCGGCGUGGCGUGGCAGCAAGUUCGAAAUCCAGAGUGUCCUGCGUGAUGUCUGUGACCAGAUUCUGAGCGACAAGCGGACCCGGCUUGAGAAACGUGUUGAGCGUGCGCAUGCGCUGGUGAUUGCCGGCAAUAUCUACGCGAAGGCCGCACGCGACCCCGAGGAAGAAGGCGAUUACAUGGCCUUCGAGCAGCUUAUGGCCGAGGCCAUGAGCAAAAAGGGCAAGGAUGAGAAGGAGAAGGACAAAAAGAAGAAGAAGUCCAAGCACGACCAUGAGGAGACCCACGGGAAAGAGCCUGUGGAAGAGACCACUGUCUGA
Molecule: messenger RNA, 1413 nt
Organism: Penicillium mononematosum
Lineage: Eukaryota; Fungi; Ascomycota; Eurotiomycetes; Eurotiales; Aspergillaceae
Product: DnaJ domain protein
Exons: 6
Coding region: 1-1413 (470 amino acids)
Biological process (GO): protein import into peroxisome matrix
Cellular component (GO): cytosol
Source: RefSeq, a predicted model, not a curated record